This is a messenger RNA of Beauveria bassiana ARSEF 2860, 1623 nucleotides long. RefSeq lists its product as uncharacterized. The record is from RefSeq and is a predicted model, not a curated record. The transcript is spliced from 2 exons. Lineage: Eukaryota; Fungi; Ascomycota; Sordariomycetes; Hypocreales; Cordycipitaceae. The coding region runs from base 1 to 1623 and encodes 540 amino acids.
AUGCAGCCGGACAGUAAUAAAAAAACCUCCUACCUUACAAGAAAGAAACAUGCCGUGGCCGCCGCCCCCAUGGAACCUCGAUUCAACAACAACAACAACAACAACAACAACAACAACAACAACAACAAUAGCGUCCGUCACCAUCAUCGCCACUCUCGCUCGACGCCACCCUCAUUCUCCCGCAGCCACACUACCGCCCGCGCCCUCUCCCGCAACAGUAGCUGCCUCUUCCGCAGCACCGCUCCUCCAGCCCCGGCCCCGGUCCCGGCCCCGACACCGACUGCUGCUGCUGCUGCCCGUCUGUCGCAGCACACCCGCAGCCACACUACCGACGGCACUCUAUCCCACAGCUGCAGCAGCAGCAGCAGUGACCUUUUCCGCAGCGCCGCUUCGCAGCAUGCUCGCAGCCAGAGCACCCCGGCCACCAUCGGCGAGACCACCACCGUGCUCGUCGGCCGCUCACGCAAACCCUUUACUGUCGACCGCCGACUUCUCUGCGCCGCGAGCCCCUUUUUCCGGGAUCAGCUGCAAAUGCCGAAUCGCUACGCCUCGUCGUCGCCGCCGUCGUCGUCGUCGUCGCCGCGGCGCAGCGACGACCUGUUCACGUACCGGCGCAUAAAGCUGUGGCUGCCGGGCGAGUCGGCGACCAUGUUUGGGCUGUUUGUCGAGUGGCUGCACGCGCCGCGGUCAUUUCGGUCAUAUCUCGACGACACGGCCGCCGCCGCCGCCGCCGCUGCCGCCACGCGCGACCCAUUGUCGUCGUCGUCGUCGUCGCCGUCAUCGUUGCCGUCGUCAUCUUCUUCAGCCUCGCCCGCGCACUUGCUACACUGGGCGCUCGUCCGACUGCACCUCUUUGCCGCGCACCUCGGCCUUGCGCCCCUGCAGGACCUCGCCAUGGACGCCCUGCAGGACCUGUACCUCUGCUGCGACUGGGACAUUUCGCCCGGCGUCGUCACUUACCUCUACACCCGCUGCGAGACGCGGCCCGCGGCGCGCUUGCGCCGCUGGGCCGUCGCCAUGAUGGCCUUUUCCCUCGCCGUCGCCGACUGGCACACCACAAGCAGCGACGACACCCGCGUGGUCGCCGCUACAGAAGCAGCAGCAGCAGCAGCAGCAGCAGCAUCAGUUACAGCUACAGACGCGGACACGCGGCUCCGCGGCUUGAUUGCCGCGUUGCCGGAGCUGGCUGCCGACUAUGCGACGCACGUGAAGAGUAUGCGCCGCGCGGCGCUGGACAUGCGCUUCAAGAACCCGCAGCUGCGCAUCCCUGCCAACGCGUUGAGCAAUGAGAAGCGCGCGUUUGGCUUUCGAGAGUGCUCGUUUCACUCCCAUCGCAGGGCCGUCGGUCAAGGCGCGUGCCCACACGCGGCGAGUGGGCUGCGGAGAGCGGAGACAGGGUCGAGGCUGGAUUUGAGAACGGAGGAGAAGGUGGAGGAGGAGGAGGACGACGACGACGACGACGACGAUGACGAGGGGGAUGAGGACGAGGACGAGGACGAGGACGAUGAUGAUACGAGGCAGUGGGAAAAGGAGUGGGCGGAUGAGCUUAUGGGGUGGGAGUGGGAGGAGGAGGGCGAGGAUGCGUACACCGACACCAAGUUGCUCAAGCUCGGUUCGUGGUAA